AUGGAACAGAAUCGUUUUAGUAAUUCACCUAUUGCUUUUGACCGGUCAUGCCAGCCUUAUAAUAGGACUAAGGAAAGUAGACCGAAGUUACCAUUAUCUCGUAAAUCAUCUUGCUCUGACCUUUCACCGUCAUUUUAUACCAAACGUCAGAAUUUGAAAGCUGCUGGACCUCUGGAUGCCAUCACUGCAGCUCGAUUACCACACUUGGUAAAUCCUAAUACCAGUCUGCAAUCAUCUCUAUACCAAACACCUCUAUACCAGGCCUCCAAUGUGUCGCUGGCCAGCAGUACCUUUUCUAAAUCAUCUUACAAAACAUGCUAUUCGCCCAGUUAUACCCCUUCGCGACAAGGGUCUCAAGUUUCGCGGACUUCAUCACAAGCUACAGUGAUUCAUACCCCAAUGAUAAAGAAAAACAAGUCGCAGAUACUAAGAGUUGGAAACAAUGCAAGAAGAGCAUCGGGUACUUCCUCAUGGUGGGACGCAACGACAAUGGUCGAGGACCUUUUUUCUGAAAAGUACAUGACGCCGAUACACAAUGAUACCCUAAAAGAAGAAUGGGACGAAAAAUACCCGAAAGAAAGUAGAGGAAAUCAAAACGAUUUUACACAGGUAUUCAAGGCAGUGGGUUUAGCACGUAAGGCUGCGGCUUCUGCUGAGCAUACUGCUCGCAUGCUCAAGGCACGCAACGAACAGCUGGAACAAGACUUUAGACUUUUGUUUGCACAAUAUACCCAUGCAUUAGAUACUCUUGCGCUAGAAGCCGCUGGUGAGAAGGCAGAUCAAGUGAAACGGUUGCCCUCUAUUGCUCCAACAAGUGCACGCGCCAUGAUUUCACGAAUCGAGGGCAGGCAUCGGAUCCGGUUGCCGCCUCCGGGCGGGGUACCCAAAAGCGGGAAAAAUUUACAAUACGGCUGCGUCUCUAGAGACAACAGCGGUAUGGCUACUAUUGUGGCUACGCCGAGAAGAAGUGCUGCUAAAAGAAGAGCGAUGGGACGCAGGGUAGAAGAGUUGUAUGCGUUACCAGAUCGCAUUGAUGGCAAGAGGAGACCACUCAUGUCCAAAUCACGUGCCUAUGUUCCAUGGGGGUUUUCGGCUGAUGAGCUGGAGGAAGAAGCAGCUCGGCGUCACCAUCAGCAGAAACGAGAGGAUAAUACGGGAUCUUUUGUGGGUGGGAAUGGGAAUGAAUCUUGGGAGUAUCCGUUAGAAAAAACGUGUCCUGUGGAAUUUUCGCAACGAAGACGAAAAGAAUUAGAAGAAAAUGAAAAUGAAAACGAAAACGAAAACGAAAACGAAAAAAAGGAAAAGCAGUUGGUGAAAAUAAAAAAGAAGGAUGAAAAGCGACAGCAGCAAGCAGUGAUGCAGAUGGUGCGAACAACGAGCUACAUGUCGUUUUUAGACAUGAAGCCUGGGCAGUCUGUAAAUGUUUGUGGAUUAGCUGAAAGUAAUUGCAACAACAAAAACAACAGCAAUAGCAAUAGCAAUGAGCUUAGGCAAUGUUUUUGGCGACGAAUGCGACGCGUGGCUGUUUGCGUUUGGCCAUGGCGGAGACAGAGAAGACGUCAACAGAGGGAUUUGGCAGUGCUAAGGAAGGUGAAAGAAAAGGAAAAGGAGCGACGGGUUUCUUCGUUUUACAUGCGAAGUUGGUGA
Messenger RNA from Magnusiomyces paraingens, 1647 nucleotides. RefSeq lists its product as uncharacterized. The transcript has a single exon. NCBI's taxonomy places the organism in Eukaryota, Fungi, Ascomycota, Dipodascomycetes, Dipodascales, Dipodascaceae. The coding region runs from base 1 to 1647 and encodes 548 amino acids. The record is from RefSeq and is a predicted model, not a curated record.